UGUUAAUCUCGUCCUGCGGGUCGUGUCUCCUCUUGAUGUGUCUCCUCUGUCUCUAUCCGGUUAUGGAGGUCUGCUAGUAAAGAUCAUUUAAACGCAGCUUCGCUCACAAACACCACAGAUCCUCCGCUCAGGAACAUUAAACAACCAACACUAGUCUAAACACACUGCAAGAUGCCAGUGGCUGUAGGUCCGUAUGGCCAGACUCAGCCCAGCUGUUUUGACCGGGUCAAGAUGGGCUUCAUGAUGGGGUUUGCGGUGGGAAUGGCUGCUGGUGCCAUGUUUGGCACGUUCUCCUGUCUCAGGAUCGGCAUGCGUGGCAGGGAGCUGAUGGGAGGAGUGGGGAAGACCAUGAUGCAGAGCGGGGGGACGUUCGGCACCUUCAUGUCCAUCGGUAUGGGCAUCCGCUGCUGAGGAGGACAAGGAACUACCUCCUCGUCCACCUCCUCCUCCACACAACUAUACAGCUAUGGGACAUUUCCAGAAACUACAACGACAGCUCUCUAUCUGCACGAUGCUGUCACACUCUCAACGACAGUCUAGUUUUGUCAAUAAAAGUUCAGAUUUGUCAAAUGGA
Molecule: messenger RNA, 574 nt
Organism: Sebastes umbrosus (honeycomb rockfish)
Lineage: Eukaryota; Metazoa; Chordata; Actinopteri; Perciformes; Sebastidae
Gene: romo1
Product: reactive oxygen species modulator 1
Exons: 3
Coding region: 172-411 (79 amino acids)
Biological process (GO): protein import into mitochondrial matrix; protein insertion into mitochondrial inner membrane
Cellular component (GO): TIM23 mitochondrial import inner membrane translocase complex
Source: RefSeq, a predicted model, not a curated record